Messenger RNA from Lotus japonicus, 810 nucleotides. RefSeq lists its product as uncharacterized. Gene Ontology annotation, molecular function: RNA-DNA hybrid ribonuclease activity; nucleic acid binding. The transcript has 2 exons. NCBI's taxonomy places the organism in Eukaryota, Viridiplantae, Streptophyta, Magnoliopsida, Fabales, Fabaceae. Bases 1 to 810 code for a protein of 269 amino acids. The record is from RefSeq and is a predicted model, not a curated record.
AUGCUAUGGACAGCUGUGUUACAGAGGGAGGGCAUUACGUGGUCUGCUCCAGAAUCAGUUUCGACAUUGCUGGCUGAAUGGAGUCUGUUACGCAAAAAUACCUCAAGAAUUUUGUGGGAUUUGAUUCCUUAUGCAUUAUGCUGGGAGAUAUGGAUGGCUCGGAAUAAUGUGAUUUUCCAUGAUAAACUUUUUGAUGCAGAAGCCAUUUGGGAGUCUCAUGUAUUUUUAUUAUUUACUUGGAUAAGAGCUUGGUGGCAAGAUUGUCCUUAUGAUGCAAAUCAGUUUGCAAGGGGUUUCACAAAAAUUGAUUUACAUGCCACGGGUAGUGUGCGGCCUGUCAUAACUUGGAAACCACCUCAAGGAACGACUUUGAAAUUCAAUGUGGAUGGUUCUUUCCAAUCAGGAAGAGCAGGCAUUGGGGGGAUUUUGAGGAAUAAUGCGAGGAAGGUGAUUGGGAAAUUUUCUAGAAAGGUGGAGGUAAAACGAGCGGAUGAGGCGGAAGUUUUGGCAAUCUUGUAUGCCUUAUUAUUUUUUCAGCAGUUCAUGGUAUGCUCGGUAGAAAUUGAGAGUGACUCAAGUCUUGCUGUGGAUUUGAUUUCUGUUAUGUUGUUGUUGCUGCUGUUGUUGUCUCUGCUGUCUGUUUUGCUGAUUGUUGUUGCUGCUGUUUUGUCUGGAUGCUGUUUCUGGUUGUUGUUUCGCAUGGAUGCUGUCUUUGUUUGCUGUUUACAUGUUACAGAAAAUUUAGAAUGCUGCUCUUUUUACUGUAUACGAAUUUCAGCUGUUGUUUGGGCUAAUUUUCUUGCUUUCUAG